Messenger RNA from Aspergillus alliaceus, 905 nucleotides. RefSeq names its product NudC domain-containing protein. The transcript has 4 exons. NCBI's taxonomy places the organism in Eukaryota, Fungi, Ascomycota, Eurotiomycetes, Eurotiales, Aspergillaceae. The coding region runs from base 175 to 777 and encodes 200 amino acids. The record is from RefSeq and is a predicted model, not a curated record. Gene Ontology annotation, cellular component: cytoplasm. Gene Ontology annotation, biological process: protein folding.
AGCCUUGACAACCACCACCACUUUUUUCUUUCUUUGUCUUUUAACUUCUCUUCUAAGCUUUCACUAUCUAGUCACGAGAAAGCUCGCCCAUUUAGGUCCUUUGUUGGACAUCCUCAUCUUCAUCCAUCGUACCGUAACAAGCCAAAAGCCGCGCAUAAAAUCCCAACCUCAAGCAUGUCCUCCGCCGAUCCCGAACACAACCCAAAUAUCAGCGAAGUCGCCGACCGCGACCGCGAGGAGAAAGAGCGCAAGGCGAAGGAAGACGCCGAGCAAGCACAGCUCCCAUACCAAUGGACACAGACAAUCAAGGACGUUGACGUGACGAUCCCCGUUCCGGGAAACCUCCGAGGAAAAGAUCUAGAUGUGGUUUUGACCAAGAAUAAGAUCAAGGUGGCGGUUAAGGGGCAGGAGCCUAUCAUCGAGGGAGAGUUUCCUCACCCCGUUCUACUCGACGAGUGCUCGUGGACACUGGAGACGACGUCGCAGCCGCCUGGGAAGGAGGUGGCGGUUCAUCUGGACAAGGUUAAUAAGGUCGAGUGGUGGGCACAUGUGGUGACUUCUGCGCCUAAGAUCGAUGUCAGUAAAAUCACGCCUGAGUCGUCAAAGCUGGGUGACCUCGAUGGGGAAACUAGGGCGAUGGUCGAGAAGAUGAUGUACGAUCAGCGACAGAAGGAAACCGGGGGCCUGACUAGCGAUGAACAGAAGAAGAGAGAUCUCCUGAAGAAGUUCCAGGCUGAACAUCCGGAAAUGGACUUCUCCAAUGCGCAGAUCGGCUAGUUGAGUGGUCGCUUUUCAGCUGUGUAUGAAGUGAUGAGCGUUAGUUGGAACUUUAAAAAGGGCAUGGGUAUGUAUCUAUACUGUUGCCAUUAGCAUAGCAAUGAUUUGGAUUCAUUUAAUGUGCGUAA